AUGGUUUCUUGGAGCAAAGGUGAAGGGUCCUCGAGCCUACCCAUGGUUGGGGCUGAGAAACUCAGAUGCAGUACUGACGAUCCUCACCCCAUUGAAAGCAAAGCUAAAGGUUGGCAAAAUGAUAUAUAUACUCAACUAUGGCUUGCAUGCGCUGGUCCCCUGGUUAAUGUUCCUCAUGCUGGGGAUAAGGUUUACUACUUUCCUCAGGGUCACCUUGAACAGGUUGAAGCAUACAUGAACCAGGAUGAUAAUGUGGAAAUGCCCAUCUACAAUUUACCUUCUAAGAUUCUUUGCAAGGUUGUCUAUAUUCACUUGCAGGGAGAGGAGCCUAGUCUGGAGGAUGGAACUUCUCUACCUCUCCCUAAGAAAAGUCAUGCACGCACCUUCAGCAAGAAACUCACUCCAUCUGAUACAAGCACUCAUGGUGGAUUCUCUGUUCCCAAGCGUAAAGCUGACGAAUGCUUUCCGCCUCUGGUUGGACCUGUCUCAGCAACCUCCCGUGCAAGUACUGGUGGCACAGGAUUUGCAUGGAUCAGAAUGGUUCUUCCGUCAUAUAUAUCGUGUGGAGAGAAUGGAGAGCUUAAAGUUGGGUUGCGCCGUGCAGUGAAACCACAAUACAGUGCAUCAGCAUCUGUUCUAUCCAGCCACAGCAUGCAACAUGGCAUACUUGCCAGUGCCUUCCAUGCCAUUUCUACUGGAACCAUGUUUACUGUGUAUUACCGUCCUUGGACAAGCCCUGCUGAAUUUCUAAUCCCUUUUGAUCAAUACAUGAGGUCAGCUGAGGUGGAUUACUCAAUUGGAACGAGAUUCAAAAUGCAAUUUGAAAGUGAAGAAUGUUCUGAAAAUAGGUGCCCAAAAUUCGCAGGAACGGUAGUUGGAAUUGAAGACAUUGAUCGCAUUAGGUGGCCUGGUUCAGAGUGGAGAUCUCUUAAGGUGCAAUGGGAUGCCACGGCAAAAAUGCUUGUUCACCCGGAAAGGGUUUCUCCUUGGAGCAUCGAACCUAUUGGAAUCACCAAAAAGAAGUGUAAAGCUAUUGUACCCCAUCCAAAGAGGGCACGCCCUUUUGACACAAGAGCUGCUGCUCUGGUCAAGGAUGGUUCAAUGAAGAGGUCGGUUGAGUGCCCAUCUCAAAGACAAUUGGGGGUCUUGCAAGGUCAAGAAAUCAGAACUGUAGGUACACAGAUACACGGUGAAUCAACUCAAUCGUCAUCGCCACAUUUUACGCCACAACCACAUCCAGGAUGGGGUCAGAUGCAACAACUAGGAUUGGAGAAUCAGCUGCCUUUUCGGAUUCAUCAGGCAUUUCGUCCGCAGCCUGACAACACCAUAGCUUUUCCUGGUGGAGCUCCCCCUAAUUGGAGGGUUGCAAACUCCUGGUCCUCAACGUUCAGUUCUUGUGGAACUCAUAAUAACUCUGAAGCAAGUAACGUCAAUUCCAACAGCUCUGCAUCUCAGGACUGGAAGGCUUCUGAAGAGAAGGACGUGACUGAAGCUGCACGGGUCAAACCAAACGGCAGCAGGAAUUGCCUGCUCUUUGGAGUCAAUAUAUGUAAUAAUCAUUCGGAGCUCCCUUCACUACAAAUUGAGUCUACGAGUGAGCUAACAAGUCUUUGUUCUGUCCCUCCAGCAGUAUCUCAGUUGAGGAUUUCUGAAACCAUUCACAUUUCAGAGAAGUUAGAGAGUAUUUCUGCCAGUCUUCCAGAGAAGCCAUGUGGUAACUGCUGUUCCCGGACUUGCACAAAGGUAGUGAAGUAUGGAACUGCUCUAGGAAGGUCAGUUCACCUGGCGCAUUUUGAUGGGUAUAUCGAACUUAUUUGUGAGCUCGACAAGAUGUUCAACUUCGAGGGAGCACUGCUUGAUGGGAGCAGUGAUUGGCAUGUUACCUACAAAGAUGGCGAGGGGAAUAUGAUGCUGCUUGGAGACUUUCCAUGGCCGGUUUUUCAGGUCAUGGUGCGAAAGUUGUUCAUCUGCCCAAAGGAAGAUGUUGAUAAGGUGGAUCUCAGCUUGUCAAAAUAAACACCCUACAAAAAGUUCCUUCUGAAGGUCACUUUCUACUGCUGCUUCUGCACAAUUAAUGUUUCAGAGGACUCUAUACAAGUUUAUACUUCCCUACAUAUAUCAGCGAGAGAGUACACAUGAAAAAUGGUAAACAUACUACAUAUGGUGUUGCGCUUUUAUAACUAAAAAUGGC
Messenger RNA from Ilex paraguariensis (yerba mate), 2191 nucleotides. Lineage: Eukaryota; Viridiplantae; Streptophyta; Magnoliopsida; Aquifoliales; Aquifoliaceae. The record is from the annotation of a GenBank genome assembly.